AUGUCGGCGGAGCAUACUGCUUCAUCGAACGAUCAUAUGCUGUCACUUGAGAAUGAUCCUGAAGUUGAUGAAGCUAGUUCGCACCGACACCAGGCAUAUCAUUCGCUUCAAUAUGGACUGUGUACACCAACGGAUCUUUCGACGACUGACCCGUCCCGCGCGAAAGAUGUACCGACGUGCAAGGACGACUGUGUCGGUACCAUCGGCGUACCGAUGUCCCCAGAGGAGAGUAGACUGCUGGUUCGCUAUACUCAAAAUGGCUCAAGAUGGGAAUGUAUCCCGGAAGUUUUGAUUGCCGAGAGCCACUGCGCCGGGAAUUUGACGGUGCAUCUUAAGCGUCGAAGGGCAGUCAUGCUUGCUUCGCAGGUGGAGAAAGAUAGCGCCGCAGAUAAGGCUUCUUGCUUGGCGAGUGAAGUCGGUGAAGUUGCGGCACAAAAACGAGGCCCUCCCUACAACCACGCGACAAGAUUGGGCGCCUGCGCGGCGCAACGGACAGAACUGAAGAGUUUGAGUUCGUGGCCGGGUUCUGUGAAAGGCGGAAGGAAAUAUUCCGUCAUUUCUGAGAUGGUAGGCGAAGGGGUAUAUACCUUGCCAACCACUAGUCCAGAAACGGACCGGAAGUCUAGGCAAAAGGCUCAGCGACCGGUAUACACGUUCGCGGCCAUUUCAAUGGAGAUAGGGAGAAAGGAUGAGAAACGCGGCUUCUGGACAGAAUGUGUUGCAGUUCAAAGUUUCGAGGUCCUUCCAACGGUGGUCAUCUGUUGCGAUGCUUAUCAUAUCGGUGAAGAAUGCGCAUAUGGAGGAAUGGAUGCCGCGAUGAGCUCGACGUACAAUCCGCUUCUCGAAAAAACGAACAAUUGGCGUCGGUUCCGGGAUAAACAUUAUGCUAUGAGCACGGUGCUUUGGACGACCCCCGCUAUUCUGACACCGAGAGGGCUGGGUUUGUCCUAUCAGUACCAUCGCGUACACAGCCCGCUUUUGGGGGUGUUUUCCUCGUCGGCACCGAAGGAGGGCGAGUUUCUGAUGGAAAAUCGCGAAGGAGACAGAAAUCAAGUGGAAAGGAGGCGUGAUAAGUGGAAGAGUGUUAAAUGGCAUGAGAGGUCAACGCAGGUGCGAAAUGCUUGGGGAUACGGUUUCAAGAUGGCCGCGUUCCGAGCGAUGACGGUUUGGGAGAACGGUGCUCAGACGAGAUAA
Messenger RNA from Desarmillaria tabescens, 1194 nucleotides. RefSeq lists its product as uncharacterized. The transcript has 11 exons. NCBI's taxonomy places the organism in Eukaryota, Fungi, Basidiomycota, Agaricomycetes, Agaricales, Physalacriaceae. The record is from RefSeq and is a predicted model, not a curated record. The coding region runs from base 1 to 1194 and encodes 397 amino acids.